CUUGACGGACACAACGCGAGCAGCCAAUAGGAGGCGUCGCUUGGUCAGGCGGGGGCAGGACCGCCGUUGACAGGUGGAGAUGCUGGAGGAAUUAUCUCGAAGUGUCCGGAGCGCGAGCCGCAGAGCAGGAGACCCGUUAGCCGUUAGCCGCUAGCUGCUAGCUUCCAUCAAACCUCCCUCUCCACAACGCGGGACCUCCAGGCUCCAGUGUCCGAGGGACGCGCCUCCUCCUGCCGCCGACAUGUCGAUGCACUUGUACCAGCUGAGCAGCAAACUGCUGGAGGACACUGUGGGCAAAGUGAACGAGAACCUGACCUCGGUGCUUCUGGCUGCUUCCGUCAUCACCCUGACUCUGGGGUACGUCUCCAAGCUGCUGCUCAAACAGGCCUCUGGAAACGACCUGAAACCUCCUCCGUACAUCCCCUCCUACAUCCCCUUCCUGGGCCACGCCAUCGCGUUCGGGAAAAGUCCCAUCGAGUUUCUGGAAGAUGCCUAUGAAAAAUACGGCCCAGUCUUCAGCUUCACCAUGGUGGGGAAAACGUUCACCUACCUGCUGGGCAGCGAAGCAGCGACACUUCUGUUCAACAGCAAGAACGAGGACCUGAACGCAGAGGACGUCUACUCCCGACUGACCACCCCGGUGUUUGGCAAAGGGGUCGCCUAUGACGUGCCGAACCCUCUCUUUCUGGAACAAAAGAAGAUGUUGAAGACCGGACUGAACAUCGCUCAUUUCAAAGAACACGUGAAAAUCCUCGAGGCAGAGACCGUCGAGUAUUUCGAGAGGUGGGGGGACAGCGGAGAGAGAAACCUGUUCGAGGCUCUGGCCGAGCUGAUCAUCCUGACAGCCAGCAGCUGCCUCCACGGGAAGGAGAUCCGCAGCAUGCUGGACGAGCACGUGGCCCAGCUCUACGCCGACCUGGACGGAGGGUUCAGCCACGCUGCCUGGCUCCUGCCCGGCUGGCUGCCUCUCCCCAGCUUCAGGAGGAGGGACCGAGCUCACAAAGAGAUCAAGAACAUUUUCUUCAAAGUGAUUCAGAAACGCAGGAAGUCUGGAGAGAAGACUGACGACAUCCUUCAGACGCUCAUCGAUGCCACCUACAAAGAUGGACGGUCCCUGAACGACAAUGAGAUCUCUGGGAUGCUGAUCGGUCUGCUCCUGGCGGGGCAGCACACGUCCUCCACCACCAGCUCCUGGUUGGGUUUCUUCCUGUCCAGAGACAAGGCUCUGCAGGAGCGCUGCUACGCUGAGCAGAAGGCCGUGUGCGGAGAGGACCUGCCGCCACUGGACUUCGAUCAGCUGAAGGAUCUCAGUUUUUUGGACCGCUGUUUAAAGGAGACCCUGCGUCUGCGUCCACCCAUCAUGACCAUGAUGAGGAUGGCUCGUUCUCCUCAGACUGCUGCAGGCUACACCAUCCCUGUGGGACACCAGGUCUGCGUCUCCCCGACGGUCAACCACCGUCUGCUCGACACAUGGGCGGAGAGGAUGGAGUUCGAACCCGACCGCUACCUCAACGACAACCCUGCUGCGGGGGAGAAGUUUGCCUACGUGCCAUUUGGAGCCGGCCGUCAUCGCUGCAUCGGGGAGAACUUUGCUUACGUCCAGAUCAAAACCAUCUGGUCCAUUUUACUGCGCAUGUAUGAGUUUGACCUGGUGGACGGAUACUUCCCCACGAUCGACUACACCACAAUGAUCCACACGCCUCACAACCCCGUCAUCAGAUACAAGAGGAGAAAACCCUGAGAGACUGAGAGAAGACAGGGAGGGAGGAACGAAUCCUGAGUGUUUGAAGUGGAUCUCCGUCUUUCUGGGACUUGAUUUGAGGAAACUUUAGAUGAACACACUUCGCUCUGUCUGAAUAUCAAGCCUGUGCUUUCCUGCUUCCUUUAUUUAGAUCUGGAGUCCAUGGUUUGUCUGAAUGUUAACGUGAUACAUCAUUGUUUAGUGUUUCCAGAGCAGAAGACACCUGUUGUGUGACUCUGACUCAAACACUGAUGCUCAUAUUCACAAUGUGAAUUCUUAAAAAAAAUAAAUGCCUGUGGACUCGUUUGUCAGGAGCUGUCGAGCGGCUUUUGAUUGCAUCACAUGAUCUUCACCAGCAGGGGGAGUUUGUUCAGUUGUCAUGGAAAUGUAUUGUGAUCACACCAGAGUGCAGACACCUGAUCUGAGCCCCACGGGAACAAUGCUUGAUUCUUUUCUUUACACUACAUAUGCCUGUUAUCAGGUGAAACUUCAGGCUUGGGUCUAGUCGCAUGUAGUUUUUUUUCUGAGCUCUUGUCCAAGUCGACUUAAAGAUAGAAAAGGCUAAGAUAAAGAAACAUGAAAAAAACUGAUCUGCUGAAGAUCAUGUGAUAAGUUUGAAAGCUCCAGAAAAGCUACGAACAGAAAACUUGUGGUGCGAUUGUUUCACCAGCUUUAUUAAUCCUACUUCCUCAGACAGACCAUGAAACCCUUUACUGCUCCAAUUACACAGAAGCUCUCAAACUGAAUCACAAUGAUGCACCUUCAUGUUUUAUAUCUGCCGACGCUCUGAUCCUGCAAAUGUUUGAUGAGAAGAACUUUAGUUUAGUCUUUUUUCCACUGUAACUGAACUCUUUCAUCUGUUUGCAGUUAUUUUAGCUGAUUAGACCUCGGCUCAGGUUUAAGGCUGGUGAAUAGUCUGUAUUUCUAUAGGACAUCAUUUAUGAUCAUAUGUUAGCAAUGAUGUCCAUGAAUGUCCACGUGUUAAUGAUGCCUUCUUAAGUAAUAUUUUACUUUUUGCCUUUAUUUACUGUUUGAUCACAUAUUUGAGCUAAAAAUAUUUCUAGCUGCUUGCAAAAAACCACAUGGAAAUGGAAACCCACCAAUAAUGAAUGACUGAACUGUAACUAGAAAUGAAAUAAACAGGAUGGAGACACUAACUUCAAUCUAAUCGAACAAUGCAAAAGAUUGAGAAAUUGAAUAAAUAAAGUUUGUAAUUUGACAGAAAAA
Molecule: messenger RNA, 2968 nt
Organism: Hippoglossus stenolepis (Pacific halibut)
Lineage: Eukaryota; Metazoa; Chordata; Actinopteri; Pleuronectiformes; Pleuronectidae
Gene: cyp51a1
Product: lanosterol 14-alpha demethylase
Exons: 10
Coding region: 242-1741 (499 amino acids)
Molecular function (GO): heme binding; oxidoreductase activity, acting on paired donors, with incorporation or reduction of molecular oxygen; monooxygenase activity
Source: RefSeq, a predicted model, not a curated record